CACCAACAAGGUUUUGCCUUACCUGUCGCAAUAAUGGCGGCGCCCGCGUCCUUACCAGUCUUGCUAGACUCACUGACGAAUUCAUUAACUUCCGCAUUCGAAGCGGCUCCUAAAAUAUCCGGCAUUGAGCCAACCAAAGAUGGAGUGUCCCUCCUAGACGUCAAAAACGAGCUUCUUCUUUCCUACUUACAAAACCUCGUCUUCCUAAUUCUAAUCAAAAUUCGAAAUGCUAAGAAUGCCGGAUCGGAAAGCUCAGAGGAAGAAGAUAAGACAGACCUCUCGGACGUGGUAGUAAAAAAACUAGUCGAAUUGCGACUAUACUUGGAUAAGGGAGUUAGACCCCUCGAGGAGAAAUUGCAAUUCCAGCUCGAUAAGAUUCUGCGCGCCGUCGAAGAUGCAGAUCGCAUUGCUUCUCAACCCGUGAACGAGGCCGAAUCGGAGUCUGAAUCAGAGUCAGACGAUGGGUUAGAGGAUAGCGACGCUUCUGGGAACGAAGGCCCAACCAAACCUGCGCUGGAUAUCUCAGCUAAGCGAUUUGCCCCAAGUUUCGCCAACUUCGUCACACCUUCGAACCCUGUCGGUAUGGCAGCUACCACGACGCAAGAUAAGACAGGCGCAUAUCGCCCGCCUAAGAUAACGCCAACCGUGAUGCCCACGACCGAGCGAAGAGAGCGAAGCGAGCGCCGACCCAUGAAAUCCGCGACUAUGGACGAGUACAUCUCGAACGAGUUGUCCUCAAUGCCCGUCGCAGAACCCAGUGUCGGAACCACUAUCAUGUCGGGCGGUCGAAAGAUGAAGACGGCUUCAGAGCGACAGGAGGAAGAGCAUAGACGGAACUACGAAGAGUCUAACUUCGUGCGAUUGCCGAAAGAGAGCAAGAAGGAGCGCACUCAGCGCAACAAGAUCGAGGGCCGCAGUUCCAGGAUGCAAUUUGGUGGUGAAGAAUGGCGAGAUCUUGGUGAAGGUGUCGACCGAAUCAAUCGGUUAACUAGGCAGAAAGAAGGCGGCAGAGGUACGAAGGCCCUGCUGGAAAAGAGUAGAAAACGAACAAGGGAUACGGGUGAUAGUGCUCGCGGAAGUGGCCACAGCAUCAGCACCAAGGAAAUAGGGGAGCGAUUCAACAAGCGUGUUAAGGUCAUGGAAGGGGGACGUAGGGAUCGCGGCAAACGCUAAAACUACAUUUCAAGCCAUUCGUGGACAUACUAGGUGGCUCUAUGGUUGAGCAUAUUAGCCCUGUUUCCUAGCACAAUCAUGAUAAAAAUAUUUUGUCCUUCAUAUCCAUCUAUUCGCGUAUCCCACCAGCCAAAGAUUUUAACCGAACACUAUGAAAUGUAUUACACCAUGAAUCAGGUUUCCCCCUUAACUUACACUCCUAAAAGGGCGUCGCCCCGGAUUAUCGCGAUUAUCGGGUCGCCCGCGAGCUUUUAUCAAUGGGUAAAGAUUGUGAUCAGAUCCAU
Messenger RNA from Annulohypoxylon maeteangense, 1457 nucleotides. RefSeq lists its product as uncharacterized. Gene Ontology annotation, cellular component: nucleolus; small-subunit processome. Lineage: Eukaryota; Fungi; Ascomycota; Sordariomycetes; Xylariales; Hypoxylaceae. The transcript has 2 exons. Bases 34 to 1173 code for a protein of 379 amino acids. Gene Ontology annotation, biological process: maturation of SSU-rRNA from tricistronic rRNA transcript (SSU-rRNA, 5.8S rRNA, LSU-rRNA). The record is from RefSeq and is a predicted model, not a curated record.